AGUUCCCAGUACCAUGGGAGAAUGAGAGGGCAACAUUAAUAUUCGGGCGUGUCACGUCUGCGAAGGCCAGAAUAGACGAUGCGAAUCGCUUGGCCAAACGCCGUAAGGAAGAGCCUACCUGCUGGUGGAGUGAGAAUGAAGUAUUGACCGUACUGUACGAUACAGUGCGUGCUUUGGUCAUGGGUGUGCCAGAUAUCGCACACAAGUUCUUCAGACAUGGAUCCAUCGAAGUGAAUGAGGCCACAUUCUUUGGUAUCUCUUCCAUAGUUGCGUUUUAUUUGCUGUUGUCCGGACGGAUAUUCACGAUGGUGUCUGCGUUGAUCCUGAGACCCAUACCGACCCUUGUGCUGUAUGUGGCGGCUCCGUACAUAAGAAUAUGGACUAUGGGCAGGAAGGUGCUGGUUACUUGGCGGUAUAUAAAGCAAGAGGAGUCUGAGUCGGCCAAAGUAGAACCCAACCCCACCGCAGAGGUCAACAAAGCUCAGAAAGUGGCUGGUGCGCGCAGGAGGAAGGCAGCGAAGCCCGACACACAGGCAAUGGGUACGGACUCUUCCCUUGAGGACACGGAUACCAAUACAAGCACUACAAGUGAGUCAGCAAGUGCGAUAGACGGCUCAGUGGGUCCCGGAAUGGCGGCGACGGAAAGCGCACCUUCUGCAACUGACGGCUGGUUUACGUCCGAGAUAACUCUGAUGAACACACGACCCGUUGAGAGGCGGACGGACUAUCGCAACUGGGGCACAAGUGUAGUGCAGUUUGAUUUCUUGUUGCACUUUACGAAGAAUGUCAUUCCAUUGCUCAUGGUCACUGCCACGGGUCAGGUCUUCAGUGGAAUUGUGGCGUAUUUGGUGGUGGGACAGGUAGGUAGCAGGGUG
Molecule: messenger RNA, 875 nt
Organism: Sphaeroforma arctica JP610
Lineage: Eukaryota; Ichthyosporea; Ichthyophonida
Exons: 4
Source: RefSeq, a predicted model, not a curated record